AUGGAACCGGAAUGCGUCGAGGUGGAGACAGCGGAGUCCGACGGAGAGAUGCAAGACGAAGUCCCGGCGGAAGCGGACCUCACAGCCGCACCCGGUCACGCAACGCUGGACGGAAACUGUGAUGUUCCAACGCCCAGUGGGCGGCGAGCCACGGUGCACCAGCUGCUCACCGGGUGGAUGGCCUCCCUCAGGGCGGAGGAGUCCUGCCGGGACCGCGCCCAGGCGGUGAACUUGUGGCACUACCGGCGAAACGAGAACGCCUGCUGGCGGCUGAGCUUCCUGCGCCGCGCAGUGGUGGGCAAGGAAGGCUUCUCGGUCUGCGAGGCCUGCGGCUUCGGGCGCCAGGCGGUGCUCUGCAGCUGCGCGCCGGACCCCUGGCAGCCGCUGCCGGAGAUCGAGCCUGACGGGAGCGACCCGCAACUGCUGCUGGCUCCCAGCGAGCCCCCAGGCCUGGAGCCCGCGCUCACGGACUGUGCCCUGUGGCGGCACCUGCUGCGGGGCACCCACGGCUUCUCCCUGCACGGCCCGCAGACCGUGAGCUUGUAUCCUGAUGCGCCAGAGGCUGCCAGGAGCGCGCGGAGGCGUCAGCGCAACGCGGGCUGGCGCCGGUGGUGGCUCACCUGGCAGAAGGCGCGGGCCCGGGUCAACUUCGCGCCGGCUCCGAUACUGGCGCCGACCACCGUCUUCAUGCCGGUGCCGGUGCACUUGGCCUUCAAAGUGCAGCAGUACAUCGAGCAGCUGCUGCGCGAGGUGAAGUUCGCGGAGAACUUCUUCCUGCUGCGGGGCAACCACGAGUGCGCCUCGAUCAAUCGCAUCUAUGGCUUCUACGACGAGUGCAAGCGGCGCUACAGCAUCAGGUUAUGGAAGACGUUCACUGAUUGCUUCAACUGCCUGCCCGUCAGCGCGGUCGUGGAGGAGAAGAUCGUGUGCAUGCACGGCGGUCUCUCCCCCGAGCUGGGCUCCAUGCAGCAGAUCCAUCGGGUCAUCAGGCCAACAGAUGUGCCAGACACAGGCUUGCUUUGUGACCUGCUUUGGUCAGAUCCAGAGAAAGAGAUCAGCGGCUGGGGCGAGAAUGACAGAGGCGUGUCGUUUACCUUCGGGCCCGACGUCGUGAUGGGCUUUCUGCGGAAGCACAGCUUGGACCUCGUGUGUCGGGCACACCAGGUGGUGGAGGACGGCUACGAGUUCUUCGCCAGCAGGUCCUUGGUGACGCUCUUCAGCGCGCCCAACUACUGCGGGGAGUUCGACAACUCUGCGGCCAUCAUGACGGUGGACAACCGCUUAUGCUGCGCUUUCCAGAUCCUGCGGCCAAGUCGCUUGGAUGCGACCUUGAGCCUUCCGGAAGUGAGCGCCUUUCUCGUGACAAGGCCGGAGACGGACUCAGAGCGCCCGCCCGCGCGGGCGGUUCGAAGGGUCCUUUUUCCGGGCAACCUCGAAGAAGGCUUGUUCUGCAACCUGCUCGUCAAGAUCAUCUCAGUGCUCAAUGAUUCUUCAAUUCCGAGGGCAGCCGGCUGUGACUUCCUCACAGUGCUGAAGUUUCCGGAGGGUGCGCAGAAGGCAUUUCUGUUUCUUGCCCUGGCGAUCUCAGUGCAAGCCCACUGGAAGCUGAGGUCCGCCCGUGCCAGCUCCGCAGGGCCGCGGCCCAGGCGGAGCACGGAGUGUUGUACAAAGUACCCGCCCCGGGCAAAGCAGCCCUCGGGCAGAACCUACCAGCAGGAGGAUGCGGGAGGAAUGAGAGUGUGCUUUGGGCGGCAGCGUUCGCUAGUGUUUCCGCCGUCCUUGUGGCAGCCAAAGCCAGAUGCUGCCGCGAAGCCGAGCACGUCACUACGACGGGAGUAUGUGUACGGCUACAAUGGGAGCUGCCGCAACUCCUUGCACUUUAUCUCUGAGACAGAAAUCGUUUAUCCUCUUGCCUGUCUUGUAGUUGUCUUAGAUGUCACCUCCAACACCCAGCGCUUCUUCGAGGGCCAUACCAACGACGUGAAGUGCCUCGCCUGGAACGAGACAAAGCAGCUCUGCAUCUCGGGGCAGGACGACGUCAAGGGAGCGCAGGGUCCGAAAGCCUGCAUUUGGAGCACGGAGACGCUGGCAAGCUUGGACCUGCCACACCCCGGAGACUCGCGCUCGGUCUGCGCCUGUGCUCUGGGACCCGACGGCAACAUCGCGGUCACCUUCACCAGUGAGGAUACCAAGAGCUUCUACAUCUGGCGUGGCAACUUCAGCCGCCUGGUGGGCAGAAGCGGGCCGCUGACUCCCAUGUACUCGUGCUCCUCCGGGCGCCAGACCACCCACGGCAUCUUCAUGUUGGACGCUGGGUGCACCUCCUCCAUGCUGACCUUCAGCACCGUGGGCGAGUCGCACUUCAAGCAUUGGGUGUUGGACCUGGAGCAGCGGAACGUCAAGGUGAAUCAGAAGAAGGGGGUCUUCGGCAAGUGCCCGGCCGCCAGGAACCCGACCGGCUGGGCAUGGCACGACCAAGAUGGUACUGCCUGCCUGGUUGGCGACAACGGCCACAUCUUUUUGGUGACCAAUCACAGUGCCACAGCGGCCAAACGUUUGGCACCAGGCACGGGUGGCUUGGGCUGCGUGGCCAGGCUGCCGGAUGGCCGAUGGAUUGCUGGAUCCAUGGAGGGCAACAUCUACAUUGGUUCAGUUUUUCCCUUCAAGCUGGAGGAGGAAUUCCACUUCUCCCAGCUUCGGGGACAGGACGUGCAGGCCUUCUGCAGCACGUCCUCGGCCCGCUUCAACUCCGUAUCGGUGUCUGGCCACAUGGCCGUCUUCGGCGCUGCGAACCACAUCCCCUUGCGCAUGCUCUGCUUCGGCUUCCACGCGAUCUUUUUGGGAGAACAGGCCCUUUUCUUGGUGGACUACUUGCGCCGCGAGCUGCUGCGAGUUCUGCAAGUCUCCCAUAGCGCAGAGGCUUGGGCCCUGGACUUUCAUCCCAGCCUCUCCAUCAUGGCCACCGGCUCCGCCAAAGGGGGCGUGCGCUUCUGGAACGUGGCAGAACGCACGCCUGCGGUGGGCAAGGUGCUGAGAUCGGAGCAGAACCUGUCGCUGUGGUCGUUGGCAUUCCGGCCAACUGAUGGCUCGCUGCUGGCCCUUGGCUACGACAAGGGGCUCCUGGAGGUGGUUGGCUUCCCAUCCUUGCAGCCAACCUUCCGCGAGAGGUUGUCCCGCGCCUCAGAGCGCAUCAGCUCCUUGCGCUUCAGCGAGGACGGGCAGUUCUUGGCGGCGGGCUGCUGGGACCAAGAGGUCUACCUCCUGCGCGUAGAUGCGGAAGCAAAGGUCUACUUGUACCGCGUCCUCUCCGGGAAUUCCUCCAGCAUCACGGCGCUUCAAUUCUCCGGCGAUUCGCGCUUCGUGAUGUCCAACUCCAAAGAUUGCCAGGUGCUACAUUGGAGUACCAAGGACGGCUCUUUGCAGAGCUCGCACUCGGUCUUCAGAGACACCAGGUGGCAGAAGCCCUGGACGUGUGUCGUGGGUUGGCCGGUGAUUGGCCUCUGGAGUGACCCCAAGUACGACGCGCCGGGACCCCCAGCGAAGCCUGGGCUGACGAGACGGAUCACUGGAAGAUGGAAAACGGAGUCCGGGAGGAGCGCCCUCGGAGAACUUGUUGGCCUUUGGCCUGGAGCUUGGGCUAAGGGUCCAGCUCUCGAGUGA
Messenger RNA from Effrenium voratum, 3660 nucleotides. The record is from the annotation of a GenBank genome assembly. NCBI's taxonomy places the organism in Eukaryota, Dinophyceae, Suessiales, Symbiodiniaceae.